Bufo gargarizans (Asiatic toad) is the source of this 799-nucleotide messenger RNA. RefSeq names its product regulator of cell cycle (gene RGCC). Gene Ontology annotation, biological process: regulation of cell cycle. The record is from RefSeq and is a predicted model, not a curated record. The transcript has 5 exons. NCBI's taxonomy places the organism in Eukaryota, Metazoa, Chordata, Amphibia, Anura, Bufonidae. Bases 98 to 484 code for a protein of 128 amino acids. Gene Ontology annotation, molecular function: protein kinase activator activity; protein kinase binding. Gene Ontology annotation, cellular component: cytoplasm.
AGUAGUGGGUGCUGAGCGCUUCAGACUUAGAGCGGGACGGGGCUGUCUGGGGACAUUACCGGGAUCUGUACUCAGCGCUUUACAUAGGACGGAGGGCAUGAAGUCACCUCAAGUGAAGAGCUCCAGGAGAGCAGCCUUUAUCGAAGAUGAUGACCUCAAUGAAGUGUUGUGUGAAUUUGAUGCCGUCUUAGAAGAUUUUUCCUCACCUUUCAACAAAAGGCGCUUCCGAUAUGAUGAACAUCUGCAGACCAUGAAGAGGAGGAGUAGCACCAGCAUCAGUGACAGUGGAAUCAGCGACUCAGAAAGUGCAGAUUCACUCUGUAGAAACAGUUUUAGUUUCAGUGAUGAAAAGCUGAACUCUCCAACGCUGUCCUCUCCACCCUUGUCCUCCCCAGCAGAGACUCCUCGGAAAGCUAAACUCGGGGAUACAAAAGAACUGGAAGAUUUCAUUGCAGAUCUUGACAGAACGCUUGCAAGCAUGUGAAGCACUGUGUGGCCGGUCAUACGGUCUGCCUUGACACAGAAGGCUGUAUACCCUCAUGAAGUAGUGUUGCAGAUUUUUCCAGCUGAAGACCAUAUCUACAGAGUAUACUGCUAUGUGGCUCCAGCAUAUGAACCUGCUGCACGGUUGUAAAAAACUGAAGUGUGUUUUUAAUACUUUAAGAUACAGUUGACUGUAUUUUUACAUACAUAUUGCUUGUAAUUUAAAAUGCUUUUAUGGAGAUAAUUUGUAAUGUUAUAGUUGAGAGAAAUAUAAUGAAGCUCCUUUUCCUCAUAUAAUAUAUAUUUUUGUAUUCAA